Hansenula ciferrii is the source of this 1011-nucleotide messenger RNA. It is a transcript of the gene GAP1, whose product is annotated as type I glyceraldehyde-3-phosphate dehydrogenase. Gene Ontology annotation, biological process: glucose metabolic process. The record is from RefSeq and is a predicted model, not a curated record. The transcript has a single exon. Gene Ontology annotation, molecular function: NADP binding; oxidoreductase activity, acting on the aldehyde or oxo group of donors, NAD or NADP as acceptor; NAD binding. Lineage: Eukaryota; Fungi; Ascomycota; Saccharomycetes; Phaffomycetales; Wickerhamomycetaceae. The coding region runs from base 1 to 1011 and encodes 336 amino acids.
AUGACAAUUAACGUUGGAAUUAAUGGAUUUGGUCGUAUUGGGAGACUAGUCCUUAGAAAUGCUUUACAAAGACAAGAUAUAAACAUAAUUGCCAUAAACAACCCCUCCACAGAUGCUGAAUACGCUGCUUAUUUAUUUAAAUACGAUUCAACUCAUGGGAAAUAUCAAGGUGAAGUUGAAUAUGAUGAAGAUAAUUUAAUAAUUGAUGAUCAUAAGAUCAAGCUUUUCAGAGAAACUGAUCCAAUAAAUAUUCCAUGGGAAGAAUUAGGCGUUGAAUAUGUCAUUGAAUCAACUGGUGUUUUCAAAGAAUUAGAUUCAGCUCAAAAACAUAUCAUUGCUGGUGCUAAGAAAGUUAUAAUAACUGCACCUUCCAAAACUGCACCAAUGUAUGUUGUUGGUGUUAAUGAAGAUAAAUACAAACCUGAAGAAACCAUUAUAUCAAAUGCUUCAUGUACAACAAAUUGUCUUGCCCCAUUAGUUAAAGUCAUUCAAGAUAAUUUUGGUAUUGAAGAUGCAUUGAUGACUACAGUUCAUUCUGCAACUGCUUCACAAAAAUUAGUUGAUGGUACUUCAAGAAAAGAUUGGAGAGGUGGUCGUUCUGCACCAGGUAAUAUCAUUCCAUCAUCAACAGGAGCUGCUAAGGCUGUUGCUGCAGUUAUACCUGAAUUAAAGGGUAAAAUUACAGGUAUUUCAUUAAGAGUUCCAACCAUAAACAUUUCCAUCGUGGAUUUGACAGUUCGUUUAACCAAGACAACAUCUUAUCAAGAAAUUAAAGAUACUAUCAAAUCAUAUUCAAAAGGACCAUUAAAGGGUAUCUUGGGCUAUACAGAUGAAUUUGUCGUUAGUUCUGAUUUCACAAGUGAUUCAAGAUCAAGUAUAUUUGAUGCGAAAGCUGGUCUAGAAUUAAAUGGAAAUUUCUUCAAACUUUUGGCUUGGUAUGAUAAUGAAUAUGGAUAUAGUUCAAGAGUUGUUGAUUUAUUAGAGCAUGUUGCCCAUGUUAGUGCUGAAUAG